Laetiporus sulphureus 93-53 is the source of this 321-nucleotide messenger RNA. RefSeq lists its product as uncharacterized. Bases 1 to 321 code for a protein of 106 amino acids. Lineage: Eukaryota; Fungi; Basidiomycota; Agaricomycetes; Polyporales; Laetiporaceae. The transcript has 2 exons. The record is from RefSeq and is a predicted model, not a curated record. Gene Ontology annotation, molecular function: hydrolase activity.
AUGUUCUAUGUCACUGGUAAAAGAGGGCACAGGAGAGGCUUGAGUCUGCUGGAGGAGCCAUUGCCAUUCCCUGGCGGGAAGGGCAGACAUGAUCAGGAGGAGGCACCGAAGGAGUUGCUGGAUCAGCUUUCUACCAGUACUGUCAGUGCUGUCACUUUUGACGAGCAUGGCUGUAUCACUGCCUGCACUUCGACUGGCAGCUGGACAAAUAAGCUGAAAGGGGGUGUCAGCAAAGCACCGCACAAGGGUGCGGGCUUCUGGGCAGAAAAGUGGCACAUCGAGGGCUGGAUCAGGAAGGCUUGGAGGAAGGCUACAGGUUAA